This is a messenger RNA of Talaromyces marneffei, 1644 nucleotides long. RefSeq lists its product as uncharacterized. Bases 1 to 1644 code for a protein of 547 amino acids. Gene Ontology annotation, molecular function: monooxygenase activity; iron ion binding; oxidoreductase activity, acting on paired donors, with incorporation or reduction of molecular oxygen. Lineage: Eukaryota; Fungi; Ascomycota; Eurotiomycetes; Eurotiales; Trichocomaceae. The transcript has a single exon. The record is from RefSeq and is a predicted model, not a curated record.
AUGUACACAUUUCUGUCACCCUUCUCACUUAUUCCAGAGGGGACGUGGUCCUGGCAAUGGCUGUUGCUCUAUCCUUGGGCAUUAUUGUUUCCCAUCUUGGUAGUAUUGUUUCUCCAUUCGCAUCUGUCUGACCCGCCUAUUGCUGGCCUGUUCUCGAUCCCCAACGCCCUUCCAAUAAUCGGCCAUCUGCAUCUCCUUGGCGACGACCAUGCAAGCGUCUGCGAAAAGCUAUGGCGAACGUACAACAAAUCCGUCUUCCAGAUCCGCCUAGGAAACACAACCGCCGUGGUGGUCAACUCUUUCCAAGAUGCUCGUCGAAUCCUCGUCUCGCACCAAUCUGCACUCAUCGACCGGCCGACUCUGUACACCUUCCAUGGCGUUAUCUCAUCUACGCAGGGCUUCACCAUCGGCUCCAGUCCGUGGGAUGACUCGACCCGUAACAGGCGCCGAGCAGCCGGUACGGUUCUCUCGAGACCCGCGAUCCGCUCAUACCAUGAUAUGUUCGACUUGGAGACCCAUGAUUUGAUUUCCGACACUUAUGCCGAUGGGAAGGGGGGCAAAGAGCUCGAGAUAAGACCGUAUAUCCAACGUUUGGCACUGAAUACUACCCUGACACUCUGCUAUGGCAUUCGCAUGAGAGGUGUGUACGAUGACCUCCUCCGGGAAAUCCUAGAAGUUGGUUCUGCCAUUUCCCUGCUACGGUCCGCCUCGGAGAAUUACCAGGAUUACAUCCCUAUUUUGCGGUAUCUACCAGGAAAUAAAAAGACAGAACGUGCAAAAACACUUCGAAGGCGACGAGACAAAUAUUUAUCUUUUCUACUCGACACUGUCCGAGAAAAUAUCCGGAAUGGCACAGACAAACCAUGUGUGUCGGCUGCCAUCCUCAAGGGAGAGGAAACCCGAUUGACUGACGUAGAGGUCUCAUCAAUCUGUCUGUCGCUUGUGUCCGGUGGAUUCGAGACUAUUCCUGCCACCUUAACAAGCUGCAUCGGCAGUUUGGCUACAGAAGCAGGGCAGAUCUUCCAGGAGCGGGCCUACGAGGAUAUCCAACGGUACUACUCGAAUAUGGAAGACGUCUUCUUAGAAUCCUUCAUAGAGGAAAAGGUCCCGUAUGUGAAUGCGUUAGUCAAGGAGGCGGAGCGAUAUUAUACUGCGUCUGCGAUGAAUCUACCACGAAAGACCACCGUCGAUAUCACCUGGGAUAACGGCGUCGUAAUACCAGCCAAGACGAUGGUGUUGGUAAAUCUCCAAGCGGCGAAUCAUGAUGUUGACCAUUUCGGGAACGACGCCGAUAGCUUCAACCCGGAGCGAUGGCUGGAGUAUCCAGAGAACAUCCCCGUCGAAAGAACCAUCCAAGGCUUACCACAUAUGUCCUUUGGCGCUGGAGCAAGGGCCUGUUCAGGACAAUUCGUCGCCAACCGCGUGAUUUAUACGGCAUUGAUACGUUUGCUGAGUAGCUAUCGAAUUGUAGCGAGCGAGGAAUUCCCACCGAAUACCCACUAUGCGCAUUACAAUGCCAUCAAAAGUGCACUUGUGGCCAUUCCGAGGGACUUUAAGGUCAAGCUUGUCCCCAGGGAUGAGAAGGAAUUGCUCGCUUGUUUAGAUAGCGGGGCCAAAAGGACAGAGCAGCACUAUGUUGUCUAG